This is a messenger RNA of Gracilinanus agilis (Agile Gracile Mouse Opossum), 1791 nucleotides long. RefSeq names its product NMD3 ribosome export adaptor (gene NMD3). The record is from RefSeq and is a predicted model, not a curated record. Gene Ontology annotation, molecular function: ribosomal large subunit binding. NCBI's taxonomy places the organism in Eukaryota, Metazoa, Chordata, Mammalia, Didelphimorphia, Didelphidae. The transcript has 16 exons. Bases 71 to 1582 code for a protein of 503 amino acids. Gene Ontology annotation, cellular component: cytoplasm; nucleus. Gene Ontology annotation, biological process: ribosomal large subunit export from nucleus.
GGUGCCGCGUGUGAGUAUCCGGAGGUGCUGGGAAACUUUACGGCCCGGGACAAGCAGGGCUCUGCGGACCAUGGAGUACUUGAAGGGCCCAGCUGUGAGCAGCCAAGGCUGCGUCCUGUGCUGCGAGUGUGGUGUCCCCAUCCCCCCUAAUCCAGCCAACAUGUGCGUGGCCUGUUUGCGGACACAAGUGGACAUCAGUGAGGGGAUCCCCAAGCAAGUCUCCAUUCACUUCUGCAAACAGUGUGAAAGGUAUCUUCAGCCUCCAGGGACAUGGGUACAAUGUGCCUUAGAGUCUAGGGAACUUCUUACUUUGUGUUUGAAAAAAAUCAAGGCCUCUUUAAGUAAGGUGCGACUGAUAGAAGCAGGCUUUGUCUGGACCGAACCUCACUCCAAGCGGCUUAAGGUUAAGCUGACCAUCCAGAAAGAGGUGAUGAAUGGUGCCAUUCUUCAACAAGUGUUUAUAGUAGAGUAUGUGGUUCACUCCCAGAUGUGUGAUGCUUGCCAUAGGGUGGAGGCCAAGGACUUCUGGAAAGCUGUGGUGCAAGUCAGGCAAAAGACGUCACACAAAAAAACAUUCUACUAUCUGGAGCAGCUGAUCUUGAAACAUCGAGCGCAUCAGAACACACUUCGGAUCAAGGAGAUUCACGAUGGCCUGGAUUUCUAUUAUGCCCAGAAGCAGCACGCCCAGAAGAUGGUGGACUUUCUCCAGUGCACAGUCCCUUCCAGAUCGAAGGCUUCGCAGAGGCUGAUCUCUCACGACAUCCACAGCAACACGUACAAUUACAAGAGCACGUUCUCCGUGGAAAUCGUGCCCAUCUGCAAGGACAAUGUGGUGUGUCUGCCCCCCAAGCUGGCCCAGAGCCUCGGCAACAUGAGCCAGAUCUGCGUCUGCAUCCGCGUCACCAGCGCCAUCCACCUCAUCGACCCGAGCACGCUGCAGAUCGCCGAGAUCGACGGCAGCACGUACUGGCGCUACCCGUUCAGCAGCUUGUGCCACCCCCGGCAGCUGGAGGAGUUCAUCGUCAUGGAGUGCAGCGUCGUCCACAAGCAGAAGGCCGUGGCGGGGGCCGGCACGAGGUCCAACAAACACCUGCUCGGUGAGGCCUGGGUCCAGAAAACCUCGGAGAUGAACACGGACCAUCAGUAUUUCUGCCGGACGCACUUGGGCCACCUCCUGAGCCCUGGAGACCUGGUGCUGGGCUUCGACUUGGCCAAUUGCAACCUGAAUGACGAGCACGCCAACAAAAUGAGCAGCCAGCACGUCCCCGAUGUGGUGUUAAUUAAGAAGAGUUACGACCGUGCCAAGCGCCAGCGGCGCAGGAACUGGAAGCUCAAGGAGCUGGACAGGGACCGAGAGACCAUGGACACAGAUGACGAGAGGCAAUACCAGGACUUUCUGGAAGAUCUGGAAGAAGAUGAGGCCAUCAGGAAGAAUGUCAAUAUUUACAAAGCCUCGACCAUCCCCGUGGAGAGCGACACAGAUGAUGAAGGGGCCCCCCGGAUUAGCCUGGCCGAGAUGCUGGAAGACCUUCACAUUGCUGAAGAUGCCACUGGUGGAGAAGGAGCAGCGAUGAUGGCCUGAUGAUGCCGCCCAGGUCCUAGACUCAGUUUCCUUAUCUGGAAAAUGAGAGCUUAGAUUAGGAGGUCUCUGAGAUCCUUCCUGCUCUGAAAUUGUUUCUAGAAAAUAUUAGGCCAUUGAAAAGGGAAAGGUUUGAAGCUGAAAUAAAUCCGAGUAGAAUUGAGUGCUUACUCGUGUGCCAUAAAUGAAAUAAAAUGAAUGAUGGAUUUAAA